UCUUAUAACAAUCCACAAAAUAAAAUGAUGAGAAUGAGAGAGACAACAAUUAACUUUUUAGCUCUGGCUUUGUUCCUCCUAAAGGUCUCAGCCGAGCUAUCUCUUCCCCUUUAUUUGCCGACUAAUGAAACCUUUGGCCUUGAAUUAGGAAAUACGUCCGCCCAGUGCGGAAAGCAAGGUGGUGGUGGAAAAUGUCGUACUGGAGAGUGUUGUAGUUUACAGGGUCGGUGUGGAACCACACCAGACUUCUGUGAUCCUAAUAACUGUCAAAGCCAAUGUUCAGGUCCGUUCCCGCAGGGACGAUGCGGAUGGCAAGCUGAUGGUGGAGCAUGUCCUACUGGACAGUGUUGUAGUAUAUGGGGUUGGUGUGGAACCGGUUCAGCAAAUUGCGAUCCUGAAACUUGUCAAAGCCAAUGUAAAAAACCAUCCCCACACGAGCGAUGCGGAAAGCAAGGUGCUGGUAGGAAAUGUCCUGAUGGAGAAUGUUGUAGUAUAUGGGGUUGGUGUGGAACCGGUUCAGCAAAUUGCGAUCCUGAAACUUGUCAAAGCCAAUGUAUCCCACACGGGCGAUGCGGAAAGCAAGCUGCUGGUAGAAAAUGUCCUACUGGAGAGUGUUGUAGUAUAUGGGGUUGGUGCGGAACCACACCAGCCAAUUGCGAUCCUGAAACUUGUCAAAGCCAAUGUGAAACACCAAUUCCGCAGGGACGAUGCGGAAAGCAAGCUGCUGGUAGAAAAUGUCCAACUGGAGUGUGUUGUAGUAUAUCUGGUUGGUGUGGAACCACACCAGAAUACUGUGAUCCUGUUCACCACUGUCAAAGCCAAUGUUCAGGGCCGUUCCCACCGGGACAAUGCGGAUGGCAAGCUGAUGGUACAAAAUGUCCUAUUGGAAAGUGUUGUGGUAAUAUAGGUUUGUGUGGAAACGGUUUUGACUUCUGUGCUGGUCAAAAUUGUCAAAGCCAAUGCAAUUAUCUAAUCUCGCCCACCAAGAAUCCUAUGAGAGGUAUUGGAAGCUUCUUGCUCAACAUUGUCUAGAUGCUAGCUCAUGUAGUCCCAGUUACUAGCUAGCUAGAGGACGUACUUUUACUCCUCUUUUGGGACCAGCGAAGUUAUCUAAUAUUUAUGCGUGUAAUAAUAAUGCAUAUGAAAUGCAUUAUUUAAUAUAAUAAAUAAAGAACUUUUUUACUGUCUAAUUAAAA
Messenger RNA from Lycium ferocissimum, 1196 nucleotides. Its product is annotated as agglutinin isolectin 3-like. The transcript has a single exon. NCBI's taxonomy places the organism in Eukaryota, Viridiplantae, Streptophyta, Magnoliopsida, Solanales, Solanaceae. Gene Ontology annotation, molecular function: chitin binding. The coding region runs from base 25 to 1032 and encodes 335 amino acids. The record is from RefSeq and is a predicted model, not a curated record.